This is a messenger RNA of Funneliformis caledonium, 238 nucleotides long. Lineage: Eukaryota; Fungi; Glomeromycota; Glomeromycetes; Glomerales; Glomeraceae. The record is from the annotation of a GenBank genome assembly.
UGAAUCAGGAUAUAAAGCUUCAAUUAAUCACAAAUAUCUUGAUAAGCCAGCCAUAUUCAUAUCUAUAAUUGAAAAUGAAAAUUAUGUACUUGAAAUUUAUCAAAAUUUUAAUAUUCAAAAACGGGUUGUAGGCAAUUCUCUAAAUGAAGUUUGGAAAAUUUCAGGAUUUAUAAAACAAUAUGAAGGAAUCCAACUUUUUGGUCUUGAAAAUUCAUUUAUUCAAAAAUUAAUUCAAUGA